AUGAUCCACAAAAUUGGGCUCCUACCAGUAUGCAACCACCAACAAGUCCCAUUCAUGUACAAGAUGUACACGCGCCCUGACGAAUUGGGUUGGAAACAAUCAAACACGUUCAAGAGGGCUUUUUAUAUUGAUGUUGAUAUUGAGUUCAUUGGGGUUUGGGACACAGUCAACUCCGUAGGCCUAAUCCUGCGCCGCCUCCCAUUCACAACCUCAAACACCAUCGUCCGUACAUUCCGACACGCCAUCUCCCUAGACGGACACCACACAAAGUUUAAAGCGAAUUUAUGGAACCGGCCCAAUGAUGAUGAAAAGACUCUUAGUGUGAUGGAUCAGCAUGUUGGGCUGAUUAAACAAAAGGCUGGGCCGCAUCCUAGUAAAUCUAGGUUGCAUGCGCUUGAGAGGCAGUAUGGUGUCGAGAGGCUAAAGGUGACGGAUAUUGAUGAGGUUUGGUUCGCGGGAUGCCAUUGUGACGUGGGUGGCGGUUCUGUCGCAAACAGCACCAAACCCGUCCUAGUAUGCAUCCCCCUGCAGUGGAUGAUCUGCGAAACCUUCAAACACAAAACAGGAAUAAUGUACCACACCGACAGACUCAAACUCAUCGGGCUUUCCCCCUCCUCGCUCUACCCCAUCGUCUUACCAUGCCCACCAGCCCUCCCAGUCCCUUCUUCCCUCUUCCUCCUCCCCAUCCCCAAAGUACCACUAAGUGUUGUGUGA
This is a messenger RNA of Laccaria bicolor S238N-H82, 714 nucleotides long. RefSeq lists its product as uncharacterized. The coding region runs from base 1 to 714 and encodes 237 amino acids. Lineage: Eukaryota; Fungi; Basidiomycota; Agaricomycetes; Agaricales; Hydnangiaceae. The transcript has 5 exons. The record is from RefSeq and is a predicted model, not a curated record.